Messenger RNA from Cherax quadricarinatus, 3505 nucleotides. RefSeq names its product zinc finger protein 271. Gene Ontology annotation, molecular function: RNA polymerase II cis-regulatory region sequence-specific DNA binding; DNA-binding transcription factor activity, RNA polymerase II-specific. The record is from RefSeq and is a predicted model, not a curated record. Lineage: Eukaryota; Metazoa; Arthropoda; Malacostraca; Decapoda; Parastacidae. Gene Ontology annotation, biological process: regulation of transcription by RNA polymerase II.
CUGAAGAACAAUGAAGGAUACUACAUUGUCUGAAGUACUGAGUACAACUACAGUCAGCACCAAGUUUGCUGAAGCAUGCAACAUUGUCUGAAGUACUGAGUACAACUACAGUCAGCACCAAGUUUGCUGAAGCAUACUACAUUGUCUGAAGUACUGAGUACAACUGCAGUCAGUACCAAGUUUGAUGAAGCAUGCAACAUUGUCUGAAGUACUGAGUACAACUGCAGUCAGUACCAAGUUUGAUGAAGCAUACUACUUUGUCUGAUGUGCUGAGUACAACUACUGUCAGCACAAUUACAAUACUAUUGACAAUUUGUGUGUGUUACAGUUGUCGGUAUUUGAGUGUACUGUUCAGGAAAUUUUGUAAUUUCUAACUUUUCCAUGGAAUUAAGGUAACAGAAAAUAUGGUACAGUGCACACAUAUUUCACAUUUAAUACAUGAAAGACAACUUCAGUGAGGCAUAAUUCAUGACAUUUUUUCUAUUUUAAUUUACUAUUUCUGUAUUCUUUCCUUCCCAGAAACUAUUAUAGUAGUCAUAGUCUUACCCGUUAUGAAAAGUCUUCCCCGUAUUAUGAAAAGUCUUACCCUUAUUAUGAAAAUAAUAAUCUUAACCCUAGCAUGACAAUAUUAGUCAUAAUCUUUCCAUUAACUGUUUUCAAAAACCUGAAUAUUUGUUAUUUUAUCUAAUUUUCUUGAAAUAUUCCCUGUAUAUCAUUAUUCCAACAUCUCUCUGAUUUUGUUUCAUUGUACAAUAAAAAUGAAGACAUUGCAUGAAUCAAAUUAAUUAUUUACUAUGUCAAUAAUCAUGUAAAACAUGUAAAUGUUUUGUGACAUUAUUUUUUCAUCUAAAUUUAUACUGGUUACAAGACUUUGUAUGAAAAGAAUUUUUUUUUUAGAAAGGCCUUCACUGGAGACUGUAUUAUAUGUGAAACAAUAGAAAGUAAAAAAUGUGUGAUGAGUACAUCUUUUGUUAUGUGAAGUACAAUAAGUCUGUUAUGUGAAGUACAAAAUGUCUAUUGUUAUGUGAGGGAGUGCAUAGCAUGCAAGGAAUUUCUUAUUUAUGUAGUGUUAAAAACUUGAAAUGAAAUCAAAGUCAACAUGAAGGUAGUAAAAAAAAUCCAUCGGUGUCCUGUUUGUGAAAAAGUUUUUCCAACUAAUUAUAGACUGAUGAAACAUAACAGUACUCAUACAGGAGAAAGAUCUUAUCACUGUCCAGAAUGUCUAAAAGGUUUUACUGAUAAAUCUUCAUUAAAAAAACAUAAGAGAGUUCAUACAGGAGAGAAGCCAUAUCAGUGUCCUGAAUGUCUGAAAGAUUAUACUGAUAAAUCCUCAUUAAAACAGCAUCAGAGAAUUCAUACAGGAGAGAAGCCAUAUCAUUGUUCAAUGUGUCUGGAAGACUUCAAUGAUAAAUCCUCACUAAAUAAACAUGAGAGAGUUCAUACAGGAGAGAAACCAUAUCAGUGUACAGUGUGUCAUAAAGACUUUAGACAAAGGAGUCACUUGAAUUCACACAUGAGACUUCAUACUGGAGAGAAGCCAUUUCAGUGCUCAGUAUGUACAAAAUUAUUUACAGUAAAAUGUGCUCUGGUAAAACACAUGCGGUAUCAUACAGGAGAGAAACCAUAUCAGUGCUCAGUGUGUCAUAAAGACUUUAGACAGAGGAAUCACCUGAAUUCACACAUGAGACUUCAUACUGGAGAGAAGCCAUUUCAGUGCUCAUUGUGUGCAAAACAGUUUUCGGUAAAAUCUUCUCUAGUGAAACACAUGAAGACUCAUACAGAAGAUAAAACACAUCAGUGUCCAGAGUGUCAUAAAGUACUUUCAAGUCACACUUUUUUAGUUAAGCACAAGACACUUCAUAAAGAACAUAAAUCAUACAAGUGUUCUAAAUGUCAGAAAAACUUUUCAUUAGAAGAAAGUUUAGUAAAACAUUUAAAAAUUCACACAGGAGAAAUGCUAUACAAGUGUUCAGAGUGUCAGAAAGACUUUUCAGAGACAAGAAAAUUUAAUAUUACAUCAAAGAAUUCAUGAGGGGGAGAGCCCAUAUAGUUGCUCACUGUGCUCACAGAGCUUUUCACAAAAAUUUAAAUUUGAAAAUCACAUGAAAGGUCAUAACACAGAACAACCAUAUCAGUGUUCAAGGUGUCUGGAAAGUUUUUCUUAUGAGACUAACUUAGUAAAUCAUAUGAUAACUCAUAUAUGAGAGAGAAUACAUGGUAGUGUGAAGUGUUUUAAAGAUUUAAGUAAAUCUUCCCUCAAGGGAGGUUCCUGGACACUAGUGAGGGGCUCUUGAUAUAAGGAAUUGGAUCUGUGCUCCAUUUCCCUGAAUUAAGCCUGAAUGCCUUCCACAUUCCCCCCAUGAGUGUUGUAUAAUCCUACAGGUUUAUCGCUUCCCCUUAAUUAUAAUAAUAAUAAUAAUUUAAGUAAAUCUCAUUUUGUAAAACCUCUUGUGAUUGGUCACUUCAGCAGGAAAAUCCAAGUGAAAUUGAUGUCCUUUUUAGAAACAUAUGUAAGACAUAUUUAACAUAUGGUAAAAGAACACAAAUGUAAAAUUACAAUAAGACAUGACUAAAAUACACUUAAAAUACAAGUUAAUUUUUUCUUACCUCUCUAGUGCACAUACAAGUACAGGUCCGCCAUCACAAAUCCGGCAAUCAGUUAUUCGGUUCCUUCAGUUAUUCGGCACUAAUUUUGGCUAGCAUAAUUUCAAAUUUCCAGGGUUGCCACACCAACCUGCUGGUACUGUGUGGUGGGGCUACUUGCUGCAUAAGGCAUUCCAAUUUCUUUUUCUCCAUUUAUUGUUUUAACCUGCUUUUAGCCCUAGCCAUGGUUCCAAUGAAUAAAAGAAAUGCUUCUCAUUAUGUAAAGCACCUACACAGUACAUUAUCCAUUAAAGAUAAGGUGGCUUUGAAGCCACUGUUGGUUGUCAUGAGCUCAGUCUCAUGAUGCAGGAGAAUAUGCUUUAUUAUUACGCUAAUAUCAACACUACAGCUUAUUGCCUAUCACAAGUGAUCUAAUAUGACAUAAUAAACAAUAUAAAUAACAUAAAACAUGUUAAAUACUCCAGAAUGAAUAAUACUUGGUGUAAUACCGAGCAGCUCGAUGGAGGUAUGAAGAGGUUAUGGUAUACAAGUACCAUUCUCCUAUCCCUGUCUUGGUGGCUUAUAUUAGAGAAAACGGAGUAUAGCACAGGGCUAACUGUGAUAUACACUCGUACUGCACCAUAAACCUGAAACAAAAAAGUUAUUUUCUCUAUAUAGAUUAUCACACAUAGCAGAAUAUGUGUAGAGAACCUAGGAUAACCCAACAAAGUCAAUGUGGCUUCUUUUUAGUACCUGGCUUAGGUCAGCCAUAUAUGAUUUUUGGUAAAUAUUCGAUUCCCAGCCAGGGUGGAAACAUUAGGCGUGUUUCUUUACACCUUUUGUCUAUAUUUACCCAUCAGUAAAUGGGUACCUGGGUGUUAGUCGAAUAGUGUGGGUAUUAUCCUAGGACACUGAUCUAAUU